AAUAUGAAAUAACUAAUAACUGAUUUUCAAAAGAAAAAAAAAAAACAUAAAUUUGAUUUCAUUGGUCAUUGAUAGAGAAUGAGCGGCACUGUAAAUGGAAGAAAAGAAAAAAAAGAAGCGCUAUUUUUAGAAUGAGAGAUUCACAAGCAAUUGUUUACGUUUUCCUCUUUCCAAACCGAGACUCCACCAUCAUCAUUCUUCUCUCUUCUUUCUUUUUUUUCUCUUCAUUAUUUAUCACUCUUACUUCGAUCUUUAAUUUCAAUUUUUUAUUUAAUUUUAUCCAAAUUUCACUACUGUACAUUUUAAUCACAAUUUCCACCAUUAUUAACCCUCCUCAUUACAUUUCAUCAUGUAAUACAAUGUGAUUUCAAUCAAUAGGUUUUUUUUUUUGCAGCAAUGGCGUUUGAUCAUAAUUCUGUUCCAAACGAUCUGCGUGUAUUGAAUGUGGCUCCGAUAAUGGCGGAGGAGCCGCUCAUUUCUCCGGCAAGCGUCACCUCGCCGCCGACUCCCGAUUCAGUUACCGAUUAUUUCUACCCGCCGUCGGUCUCCGCCGCCGCUGCCACAUCAGCAACAUGGUGCGUUCGCCCCAUUGUGAAUCCUGCUUCUAUUGGUUUAAACUAUGGGUCUAGUUUUGGGAACCGUGUUGUGGCUAAUAAUGCUUUGAAUUUGGGGAAUUGGGUAGGUGGUAAUAGUAAUAACAAUAGUAAUAAUGGUUUGCAUAAUAAGGCUUGUAAUGAUGGUGUAAGUGUAGUUGUAAAUGGUUUUUCUUAUGGUGGAACUAGAGUGGUUGAUGAGGUUGGGGACGAUUUGGUUUCGGGUAGGAAAGUGAAGUUUUUGUGUAGUUUUGGUGGGAAGAUUUUGCCUAGGCCUAGUGAUGGAGUGUUGAGAUAUGUUGGAGGACAAACAAGGAUAAUCAGUGUUAAGAAAGAUGUGAGUUUCAAUGAUUUGGUGCAGAAGAUGGUAGAUACUUAUGGACAGCCUGUUGUUAUUAAGUAUCAGCUUCCUGAGGAGGAUCUUGAUGCAUUGGUGUCAAUUGCUUGUCCUGAUGAUGUUGAGAAUAUGAUGGAGGAGUAUGGAAAAUUGGUUGAGAGAUCGCCCGAUGGUUCUGCUAAAUUGAGGGUUUUUUUGUUCCCUGUCUCAGAGGUUGAUUUUUCGGGUGCUAUGCAGCUCGGAGAUUUCCAGGAUACUGGUCAGAAAUAUGUUGAUGCAGUGAAUGGUGUUGUAGAUGGGAAUGUGGUUUGUGGUGGGUUCAAUAGGAAAGAGAGUGUUACAAGUGCGGCUUCAACACAAAAUUCUGAUUUGAGUGGGAUAGAGAAUAUUGAUAGUUCUGUUGCUGGUCAAGGGGAGUCGGCGUCCUGCGUGUUAUCGCCUGGAGAGAAUGUGGCUGCUUCUCCAGAUACAAGUUCAAAUACUGUUUCAUUUGGCAUGUCUGUGACUAAGACCGGUCCAACUCACACUCCAUAUAUUCAUAAUGAGGCUGAGGUAGAAAAGUCGGUGCCUGUUACUUUAUCUCAGCAGCCAUUUGAAUUGCACCAAUCAGGCAUGGAAUUUCCACCACCUUCACCUUAUUUGAACCAUGCAGAAUAUGUCCAACUUCCUCCUCAGAUGGGGUUCCCAAAUUCCCAGCUUUUAGGAAAGACUAGGCCUGUUUUUGCCCAACAACAGUUUCAUAGUAAUAAUAAUACUCCUGGUUUAGCAUUCCAUCAGGUCAUCUCUGGAGCACAGAUGACAAUGAAUCAACCUUCUUCUCAUGUUGGUGUAAGAUCAAAUGUCAUCCAACCACAACCGAUGAUACAACCACAGCGUAAUCAUUUGAACCAAUACAAUGAUGAAAAUACAUCAGGAAUAAGGAUUGUUCAGCUUCCUGCAGAACAUAGCUACAAUACAUAUCAGGUUCCAGUGAAUCAAGUUCCAUCUUUAAUAGUUGGGGGUAAUUGUGGUUUUGUUCAGGUUCCUCCACAAGAGCAUGUUGUUUUCUCUGAUGGGUUAUUACCUCAACAACAAAUAAUUAUACAAGAGAAAAUCCACCGAGUUGAGGGUUGUUCUAUGUGUCAGAAAAAGCUGCCUCAUGCCCAUUCAGAUCCAGUUGUUCAGGAUCAGCACAAUGGCAAUCCAGGUCCAGUUCCUGAUCCAAACCCGAAUUACCAUAGUUUUCCGACGGAGGACACUGUAAACGCUCAAGCAACAAAGAGGUUAACACCCUUGAAGGAAGGUGUGGUUGAAGAAUGGGUUAGCACAAGACCAAGUGUCAUUAGCAAAUUGGAAAGUCCUAAUAGAGUAACACCUUGUCCCGAUAAUACUGGGGUUUCUCAUAAUUUUGAGUCUCAGCCUGAUGGUGGGAGGAUUUUAAUGCAAAAGCCAGAAGAAUUUGAUCAUCCCAGAAAUUCAUUUAUUCAAGAAACGAUUGGUAGGACAGGUGGAAAACAUUCUUCUGGGGAUGGGCUUGGGGCCAUGAGAACGGCACCACCGAUUUAUCCAGAUGAUGUUGUCCACCAGCAUAUGAUGCCGUCUGAACAUGUCAAUAAUGAUAUACCUAUAGUUGAUGGAACAUCUACACGGACUCCGGAAUGCGUCACUCAAGCAUCUCCCAAAGAAUACACUAAUGAACAUACUGGUAUUUCUAAAUCGGAUGUGGUAGAUAAUUGGAUUAGACAAGGCUAUCUAAGACCUGUUGAUGGAAGAAUGGACACUCUCAAGGCACACAAUGAGGAAGGUUAUGUACGCAAUGACCAAUGCUUUCUUCCAGUUGAUAAAUCUUUAGAUUACAACACUCAGCUUGCUGCAGAGGAAGAGGUGAUUCUCGAUAACAACUUUGGCAUGCCAAAAUUGACAGUUGACUCAAACCAAACUAAGAUGACAUGCGUCCUGCCAUGUUCUUCUAAGGGAAUUUUAUACAGGAACAAUUCCAGGCUAGGGGAAUAUAAUGAGGAUUCACAACCACCUGUGUUGGACGUUCCUCAAUCAAAGAUUGGAAACCACCACAAGGAUGAUGCAGCAUCAUCUUCAUCAUCACCAACUGUCAUGUUUGGGGAUAUGCAAGAUUCUCCAAAUUCAGUUUUUGGCAAUCAGGAUCUCUGGAAUAUACAGCACGAGACCUUCUUUCAUCAUGUCGUACCGAGCAAAGCUGCAUUGGAGAAAGAAAACUAUUCUCAUAUGGAUCACUUUGGUGAACAUCCAGGAAGCUACAAGAAACAAAAUAUGAAUGCACAAUUGGAAGAUGGCUUCUACGAGUCGCUCAAACAGAAUUUUACUUUAGAAAAUAAUUGUUCUGGCAAAG
Molecule: messenger RNA, 3277 nt
Organism: Cicer arietinum (chickpea)
Lineage: Eukaryota; Viridiplantae; Streptophyta; Magnoliopsida; Fabales; Fabaceae
Molecular function (GO): protein binding
Source: RefSeq, a predicted model, not a curated record